This is a messenger RNA of Botrytis deweyae, 606 nucleotides long. RefSeq lists its product as uncharacterized. The record is from RefSeq and is a predicted model, not a curated record. Lineage: Eukaryota; Fungi; Ascomycota; Leotiomycetes; Helotiales; Sclerotiniaceae. The transcript has 3 exons. Bases 1 to 606 code for a protein of 201 amino acids.
AUGGUUGACGGAGCGUAUCUGAGUAUACAGCGCUCGGGCGAACCUCAAUCAAGAGGUCCUCGUAACUGGUUGAACAGGGUAUGCCUAGGUAUACAGCCGUCGGGCGAGAAACUCGUGAAAAGAAACCCUAUUGUCGAGGUGAGACUUGCACUGAGCUUUAUCGGUGGUAGUUUUAUGUCAUUCCGGACGAAGACCGAGACUAUCGAACGAUGUGGUAGAAUUCUUGAAACCGUGCAGUCGAGAUUGUUGAGUGUCCUGAAUGGAAAUGAAAACUUACGUCGAUGUGAAACAUUGCUCUUCAAGUUGAUGUUUGAAGGUGACAUUGGAAAUCCCGAAGGCAUGCAAAUCAAUGUCAAGCAAGCAGAAAACACAAGAACCCGACAAAGACCACACCUGCCACAUCAGUGGAUGAAACAGCAGGUAGCUGGAGACGACGACAAUCCAUUGUGCGAAGCCAUGUCGGUGAUUGAGGAGUAUAAUACCAGCUUGUGUGGAUGCCGUGCUCAAAUGAGUGAGGUAGCUAUCGAGUCUCGUUGGCUUGGCGGCAGCAUCAUGUCGUUGGAUAGAAGAUGCGGAUACAAUCUCUGUGUAACUUCACGGUCCUGA